AUGGUACCUUCAGGUAAGCUGAUCUCUCCAGCGAAAGUUGAUCGUUUCAAACUAGACGAAAAUGUCUUGAGUUCCAGAAGCUCAUGGCCCUGCCCGCUUCUUCUGAGGAUCUCCUCGUUGGACACUCGGUCGGUGCAACGGGUGCGCAACUUCCUCAGAUCGCAAGACUCAAAAAUAAAAAGACGCAACGGAGAAGACACAGAGACGGAUAAGAAGGCUCCCUCUCUCUACACACCAAAUCCGGGGACGUUCUCGCGGAUCAAGGGCAACGUUUACGUCCAUAAAAACGACUUUCAGAAACGUUUGCAGCUGUGGGAAGUCCGCUCGGCUGUGCGUGUAGACAACCGGGAGGUCUACUUUAAUGCGGAGAACGUGUUACUGAAGCAGCGCGGAAGCAGCAGCAUCAGGGUCAUCGACUUCGGGUCCUCGUGCUAUGUGCACCAGCGGGUCUACACGUACAUCCAGAGUCGCUUCUACAGGUCGCCCGAGGUCAUCCUGGGUCUGCCCUACGGCCUGCCCAUCGAUAUGUGGAGCUUGGGCUGCAUCCUGGCCGAGCUGUACACAGGCUACCCUCUGUUCCCCGGGGAGAACGAAGUGGAACAGCUGGCCUGCAUCAUGGAGGUCUUGUCGCUGCCUCCACACCAUCUCCUCAUUGCGGCCUCCAGACGACGCUUGUUCUUCGACUCCAAGGGGAAUCCCCGGUGCGUGACGAACAGCAAAGGCAAGAAGCGCCGCCCCGGGUCACGUGACUUGGCCUCCGUCCUAAAGUGCUCCGAUUUGAAUUUCGUCCACUUCAUAUCCCGAUGUCUUGAAUGGGACCCGUCAAGCAGAAUGACCCCGGAGGAGGCGCUACAGCACGAGUGGCUCCAUCCGACCACCUCGACCAUGUCCUCGUCGUCGUCCUCGUCCGUCUCCACCACGGCGGGAGGAGGGGCGGGGGCGGAGAAGAGGGGUGGGGCUGUGAACGGAGGGCCGGUGGGGAACGUGCGCCGCCAAGGACCCAUCACGCAGGAGUCGACCGAGGAGGAGAAUUUUAGUCUUUAUACGGUAUACAAAGGCAAGCGCCACCGGGACAACUGCGCCCUCGCGGCUGAGUCCGGCGCCAAGAACGACAGCAGUUCGUCGACCGCCAACUCGAACCCCGCCGCCGCCUCCUCCUCCAACGGCAACCAGGACGGCACCUCCACGGAGAAUUCCCUCGACGAUUCCGGAACCUUCCUCCCACCAAUCCUAUAAGGGCGCAGGGUCGAUUAGGAGACGAGAGACAAGCGAUUUUUUUCCGAUUAGGAGACAGAGGGAUUAUUUUUUUUUUUCGAAUGGGAGACAGACAGACAGACAGACACGGAGAUUAGGAGAAACAGAGAGACAUUUUUUUUUUCGAUUAGGAGAAAGAGACACUUUUUUUUUAUUAGGAGACCGACAGAUACUCUUUUUUUUUCUUCUCUCCCUCGCAACAUUGUUUCCAGUCUCCAGUGUUACGCAAGAUAGAAGUUUUUCCUUGCGGUGUGAAAUUCCUCCUUUUGAAGACCGUGGAAGGGUUGCUGGUCGACGGGAGUGGAACAAAUACCUAUGUAACUUGGUUUAGAGCAUCCGAGGUGUUUUGCAACGUGUUACAUGUUGCAGCCUUUUGGGUGGAGAAAUCAGAUAUAUAUAUAGAUAUAUAUAUGAUAUUAUUUUAUAAACAAUGGUGUUUACAGAUGAAUCAUCCUAUUUUAUGAAUGUAAAGUGACUGAGGACUGUAUUUAGUAAUAAGUGGUUAUAGUAUGAGAAAAAAAACACAUUAUUUAAUAGUACAGUGUUGACCUCCUUCAAGAGAUUUUGCCCUCGAGCAAAGUCAUCCAAUGUGCCCUAUGCUGUGUAUAGUACUAUAGUUGCAGUCAACGUAGGUGUGGCCCGUGCCCUCCUCUUCUUCAGGAUCUUCUCUGCUGAAUAAGUAGAUCUUCUCAUAUAAAAAUAUCCUUUUCACCUGUCACUCCAACUUCUACAAGAUCCAUUCAACAUACAUUCACACACAGUAUCAAAACUAAUGGUCCCUCAAGUGAUAGAUAUGUAUAUCAUUUUCACGUCUCUUCUCUUUCUCUUUUCUCUCACUUUCUCCUUCUCUCUCACUCUCUUCCUGCUCUUCCUCUCUCAUAUCUCAUCUAACUUCCACACACAUACACACGCGCGCUUCAUCUAAACCCACCAUUCUAGCAGGCACGUACCAGCAUCUUAGUCCUGGCGUGUCUGUGCCAUGAAAUCCAUCCAUAUCACCUUCUAACACUACUUACAAUUCCGAACAAACCUCGUUCAUCACACCAGUCAAAUCUGAAGAAAGUACAUCAGUAUAUAGUAUCAAACGCUGUUAUUUUCUCCCCCAGUCUUUCCUGGUUAUUCCUAUUUAAGAGUUUGUUAUUGGCUUUAAACUCGAUAUUGUUUGUGACUUUAAGGGCUAUGCAACAGGCAGCGGUUAAGGUUGCCCCAUUUAUCCUUAGUGAUUCUGGGUUUUAAAAAAAAGGUUAUGUCUCACUUAUCAAAACAGUUAUUUUAUUCUGGUGUUAUCUUGAGUUUGGAAAUAACAUUUUAUGCAUUGUGUGGUGAUGCAAUGUUGUAUAUGUCAGUAUCUUUUUCUGAAGAUAUUGGUAUAUUACUGCAAGACAUCAAAAGGGAUUAAAAUUAUAUUGUUUUAUGCUAAAAAUAUAUCUUGAUAUAUUAUUUAUACAUAUAAAAAUGAUGCUUUCAAACAACUUCUACUCUAGGGUUAAUGAAACACGUUUAAAUAGGAAUUUCUCUUGUGAAACUCAGCCUUAUAUUGGCUCUGUGAUAGCCUAACAUAUCUCUCAUUAAGCCUUACCAAAGAUAUACCAAAGAUGUAUCUUUUUAUAACUCAAGUCAUAUCUUUGUAGAUCCUCGUUACCUCUUAACUGUGUUGUUUCAACCUUGGGUCUCCUGUAUAUUUUGCUAGAUUAUGUUCUUCGUAGUGAAAGGACGUAAUGGAAGGGAAAUUCAGUGUUAAAACCAAGGGAAGUGCGGACCGAUUGGGCAGUGUGGUUUUAUCAUGAAGUAUGUCAGCCUCACCGAAUAAAAAUACAGAGAAUGGGAACGAUAUUAAUAGUCAUGAAAUCAUUGCGUUUUCAUUCGAGAAAGGAAAGGUAUAACACAGAGAGAAAAAAGAUAGGAGUGUCUGAUGUGGAAAAAAAUGGAAAUAUCCAUAAUUAUUAUUUUUUUUUUUUCCGUUGUGUUUGUACUCCGUUAUGUAAAAGAUUUUAAAUGCAUUUUUGGAUAAUCAUAACGCAAUAAAUAUAACUCAUUUAAGAUUACAAAGGAAUACUUUCGAGGGAAUAUAUGAAGAGAAAAUAAAGAUCUGAAGUAUUUGACGCGGAAUUCGAUCACGCUAUUUCAUUUAACUUUUACAGCUUGGUUAAAAAUGUUCUUGUUCAGAGAACGUUUCAUAAAGGAAGUAUUUAACGACUAUUCCAUACUCCUUUUUUUGUUAAUAUAAUCAAAGAAUUCGAUUCUUCUUUGGUUGACUCUAAUACCGAGCGUGUCAUUGGACUUAUGAAUGUUGAUUCCAAUACUUCGGAACUUUCUUUGAUCUUCGUUUCGAGAAUCUAAAGAAGUGCUCAAGAAGAUGCCAUUGAAUGUGGGAAAAAAAUGCAGUUGACAUUUUUUAGAUAUAAUGAUAGACUUUUAGUAAGGAUGUCAGUAACGUCACAUUUAUGUUAAACUUUAGAUAGACUGACAGAUAUGAAUUUUAUCUUAUUACAUAGUCUAUUUUAGUUACAGAUGAUUUCCAAAACGCGAAUAAAAGAAAUGCGCAUCUGCAGUUAUGUGUUCGGACGGUGUCUUUGGCGAGAGCUUAGUUCAACACAUGUUCACUUGUUGAAGUAACGGAACUAGCCUCGGCACUGUGAACAACUAGUCCUCUUGUGGACAAUCUCUGGUGAUGAUGAGUGGACUAUCAAAGUCGUGUCAUUUGUAUACAAAAGGUUACUGAUUGUGAUUGUAUCAGCGUGCAUUCGGAACAAUCAGGGGAGUUGCUCAGGCGGGGCAACGGACGGCAAAUAGCGAUUGUUUUCUAGGUAAUAAUUAAAAAAAAAAAUAUGUGAUAAUUGAAAAAAAGGUGAAUAAAUGAAUGAGAGACCCCAGUCUAAUUUUUGUUUUGUUUCUUUAAAAGAAAGGAGAGGGGGGGUCGUUUCCUCUUGUUACAAAACUAGUUAUAUAUUCGUCAAAAGAAAUAUAGAGAUAUAUUGAAUAUAUUUUCUUGGCGCCUCGAGCAGUGAUGCCAAAGAAUGGUCAGCUAAUUAUCCAUUCCUCAGUCAAUCGUUUUCCUUUAUCGAGUGUCACCAAAAAUUUUCUUUAAGAAAUGAGAAUAUAAAACAAAAAACUAAAUAACAAGAUGCCAUUUUUGGUGGCAGUCUUUUGGUUAUUUGUUUUUCAUGUUUUUAGUUAUGACAGUUAUUUAAAAAAGAAAACAAUAAUGAUAAAUACUAUAUAGGUUACAAGUCCUCUCAAUGUAUUACCACAAAAACAAACCUCAACAUUGUUUUUUAUUUCGUUUCCUUUAAUUGUUUCUUUUGUAUAGCAUAGUUUGUAUUUAUGUAUCUUUAACCCUUUUCGUAUGUGUUGUAAUGUAUGAAAUGUCACUGUAUAUUUAUUAAAUUUUCCCUGACUGAUAAGUAAAUAAUGUUAAAUACA
Penaeus chinensis is the source of this 4677-nucleotide messenger RNA. RefSeq names its product dual specificity tyrosine-phosphorylation-regulated kinase 4-like. Gene Ontology annotation, cellular component: nucleus. The transcript has 10 exons. The coding region runs from base 1 to 1236 and encodes 411 amino acids. Gene Ontology annotation, biological process: peptidyl-serine phosphorylation; peptidyl-threonine phosphorylation. Gene Ontology annotation, molecular function: ATP binding; protein serine/threonine kinase activity. The record is from RefSeq and is a predicted model, not a curated record. NCBI's taxonomy places the organism in Eukaryota, Metazoa, Arthropoda, Malacostraca, Decapoda, Penaeidae.